Molecule: messenger RNA, 1690 nt
Organism: Chenopodium quinoa (quinoa)
Lineage: Eukaryota; Viridiplantae; Streptophyta; Magnoliopsida; Caryophyllales; Amaranthaceae
Product: nudix hydrolase 10-like
Exons: 9
Coding region: 5-1084 (359 amino acids)
Molecular function (GO): ADP-ribose diphosphatase activity; NADH pyrophosphatase activity; NAD binding
Source: RefSeq, a predicted model, not a curated record
UUUAAUGGUAUUUGAUGAAUUUUUUAAAUACACAAUGGCAACCUCCAAAUUGACACUUUAUGAACAAGUAAUAAAUUCAACGCUCCCCACUCAACAAGUAGUAUCCCUCCUUUUCUUUUUCCUCUCAUCCUUUUAUUUUCUCCUCUGUUUGCAAGUUGGAAUUCUUCAUUUCUUCGACAUCCCAGGCUAUACUAUUAGUAUAGCUAUUGGAUCCAUGUCAGAUGCUUUAGACCGUUCACUGUUGACCGGUCAAAUAGAUGCAGUAGAUAUGAUCCGGCUGCUUCCAGGAGUAAACGACGACCAUGGUGGUGUCAUUGUGGAUGUGCAGGAGCCAAUGGAUUCCAAAGUCUUUGUUGGUGCACUUAGAGCUUCAAUGUCUCAAUGGAAGCAUGAGGGCAAGAAGGGUGUGUGGAUAAAAUUGCCCAUUGGACUUGCAAACCUCAUUGAAAUUGUGGUCAAGGAGGGCUUUUGGUACCAUCAUGCAGAGCCGAAUUAUCUAAUGCUGGUUUACUGGAUUCCUGAAACUAUUUGUACAAUCCCUGCAAAUGCUACCCAUCGCGUAGGAGUUGGUGCUAUUGUCUUAACAGAAAAUAGAGAGAUGCUUGUAGUACAGGAGAAGAGUGGCAGAUUUCGAGGAUUAGGUAUAUGGAAGAUCCCUACUGGAGUCGUGGAUGAAGGAGAAGAUAUAUGUGCAGCAGCUGUCAGAGAAGUGAAGGAAGAGACAGGAAUUGAUGCAGAAUUCAUCGAGGUAGUAGCAUUCAGGCAAACUCACAAAGCAUUCUUUGAAAAGUCAGAUUUAUUCUUUUUGUGCUUCUUGCGCCCAUUAUCUUUCAAUAUUCAGAGGCAAGAAUUGGAGAUUGAGGCAGCUCAGUGGAUGCUGCUUCCAGAAUUUGCAGCUCAACCUAUCGCCCAGAAGUCUGGUCUUUUCAAGCGCAUAAUUGAUCUUUGUCUAGUCAAGUUGGACAAGAAUUAUGCUGGGUUUUCCCCAGUGUCAGUGUCAUCCUCUGACGAUAAACCACCUUAUUUAUACAUGAACACCAGCGAUCUGCAUCAGUCAAGUCACACAGCGACAAGUCAACUGUGAAACAUUGAAGUUGGAUCAUAUUAUAUCUUCCAUUCACAGUUUAACUUUCAAUAUUAUUUGGGUAAUUCUUGUUUACUCAUUGAACAGCAUUUUAAUUGCUUCAUAUGCCCAGAGUUUCGAUGCUUUUGUGUAAUUGUGUUGGUGCAAGAUGUAGCUCUGGAUGAAAUUCUUUGGGAAAUCUAGUGGAUACGAUGAGAUGCAAAACGGGAGGGCAGAUACAUAUAAUCGGAGAAAAAUGAUCUUGUUUCUCUGGCACCAUGUCUGAUGAGUGCUGAGAGAAAUCUAAGAUAUUACUCUCAGAACAAAUCUGGGUAGUGAUGGUUGUUCUUCUCAGAAUAAGUUUGGAUACACUACUGGCUAUAAUAUGAAUUCUUGUGCUGGUGAUGCAAUGAAUAUUAAACGUUUUAAUCUUUUUAUAGUUGAUUAUUAAAGCUGUGUAAGCUGCUUCUGCUGCAUAUUAUGUAAAUAUUACUUCGUAUCUGUUAUAAACUGUCGUGUUUCCCUCGAAUGUAAAUCAUGCAAGAUAGACUCUUGUUGACAUUUUUUUCUUAGAAUGUUGUUGUAUUAUUUUCUAUUUGAUGGCAAUAUAGUAGUAUAUCAAUGAUA